CCCACCCACAGCUGUGGCAGGGACUUCACUUUCCUGCUCAACCCUAAACUAAACAGAAGUGAGAAACACAGGCUGUGCUUUAAAAACUGCUGAAUUCAGUCUUUGGUUCUAACCGCUGCAGACAGCACCAACAACAUGGACCUUAAGGAAUCUGUCAUUGAUGGAGGUGUCUUUAUUUCCCACCACCUGUGUGAUGGGAAACAUCAGUAUAAAGUAGAAAAAGUGGUGAAUGCCAUGAAAAAUGAGAAAAAAAUGUUUGUCAGAACAGGAGACCAUCUAAUAGGGAUGGAUGGCAUUAGCCUGGAUAAUUUCACCCCGGAGGACUUGGCCCGGAGUCUCUCUGAAGGGAAUAUUUCUAAGCUGACAGUGCAAAAAACAACAAGGCAAAAGGAUCAGAUUGAGGAGGAGCCUCCUCAAGGAGCGAUUUUCGACUCUGAGGAGUUCACAGUGAUGAGUUUUUCUUGGAAGAUGAAGAGGGAAAAAGAGUUGGAACAGCAUCAGAACAUAAAAAAUGAGGUUAACAAAGGCGUGGAGACCAGUGACCUGCUUGUUAUUAAGAUGAGGAAAACAACUGUAUCUGUGAUGAUCGGCCGGGGCUGCCCUAGCAAGAGCAAGGGGAUGGACAUCCCCAGGACCAGUUGUGCCGUCGAGGAAAUUGUGUUGGUGGCAGAAUCCAGCAACGUCACUCUUGCCCCUCACAACCCCAAGCUAAUUCAACAAAAAUGGCGAGCAAUAUUUGAGCUAUUCAGGCGUAUAGAUUUGGACCACAUGCCAGCUCAAAUGAGGAAAAUGAAGAUGUACAUGGAUCUUUAUGUCGACAAGUGGAUGCAUUGGAAUGGAACGGAUGAGGGAGAUUGUGGCUCAUCAACUUUACUUUUGCCACGGGGAGAUGGGAUGUUCAGACUGGAAAAGCUUUCAGAAGUUUUCAUAGAACACAAACCCUCUCAUCGCUACCUUAAACGUAUUUGCUCAAAGACGGGUCUCUACACGUCCCCAAACCCCGAGAAAGUUACCAUCUAUUACUAUAAGUCAAAUAUUAUGGAAAAGACUUACAGAGGGAUGCCGGUGGCCCUGAACUUUACCAACUCCAACUGCUUCCUCAAGUGCUGCAAGGAAGGAGAAGAUGUGGUCUUGCAAAUAGAGACAUAUGAAAAAAGUAGUCUGAGGCAGAUAUCCAAGAGUGACGACAACGCCCUCGCCUUUGUCUUCUACAUGAAAGCUGACCGGACAAAACUGCGGAAGUUUGAAUCAGCUCUUUACGAGGGCUGGUUCAUCUGUGUGCAGGAGAGUACCAAAGCGGAAGUGGAACCGCUGAAUGACAUGAGGGAGGAAAUGUUCCUCUUCAUCAUUCAGAAGUGAUUAAAAUAAUAACUGUUAAGGCGAGACAUACCAGCAUGCACAUUUUCCUCAUCAUUUUGUCUGUAUAGUAAAAGCUGUCUUGAAAAUACAAAUGUCAUAAAACAUCUCGUGCAAGAUUUGGAUAUUUGCUUAUUGAGUUAUUCUAUAGUCCUACAACACACCGGUGAUCUGUUCUAGGUGUGUUCCAGGUGUGGAUUUACUUUUCAUUUAAAAUGGUUGUUGAACGUACAUUGACAAGGCCGGUGUGAAUGUAGUUUUAGGGCAAUUGCACUAUCCAAACUUCCAGGUAGUCUACCCUAGGAUACUAGAAAGGAGAAAACUCAGGAUGUACGCUGAAAAAACAGAAUUUUACAAAAGGAGAAAGGCCGGGGUUCAAGAGAAAAUGUAAAAUGUUCUGUCCUGCAUGAAAAGUAAUUUUUUUCAAUAGCAAAAUCUUAGCUUGAGAAAAUAUGCCUUAGCAACUAGAAUUUUUUUUAAAGACUGUUUUGUUAAACUAUUUUUUAGAUCUUGUUGGCAGAAUUUUUUUUUUUUUUGCUUAUUUAAAGAGAAUCUGGAAAUGGGAUAAGAAUUUUUGACUUAUUUAUGUUCUUACAGUGUAGUCCAACCUCUAAUUUGGAAGGACAGUGCAGGAUUUUCAUGGUUUCCUUGAUGAUAAAGUAAGAUCUGUCAUUCUGGAGGAGCUUGACGUACAGCUGUUAUUCUUCCACAUUGAUAAAGGUCAGUUGAGGUCAGGCUCAGUCCUCCGUUCCGGACGCCUCCUCUGGCAGGAGGCCCCAGGGAAGACCCAGGGCGAACUGGAGUGAUGAUGUUUCUCAGCUGGUCGGGGGGCGCCUUGGAGUUCCCCCUGCAAAACUGGAGGAUGUUUCUUUGGAGACGGAGGUCUGGGUCGGCUGCCCCCGUACCCCAGAUAAGCAGGAGAGGAUGGAUGGAUGAAUGAAUAACCUCGCUAACAAAUGAUCUUUGUUUUACAAUAUAAUCAUUUUAAAAAUGUAAAUGAUUCUGAUAGAA
This is a messenger RNA of Oryzias melastigma (Indian medaka), 2367 nucleotides long. It is a transcript of the gene il1fma, whose product is annotated as interleukin-1 family member A. Gene Ontology annotation, biological process: cellular response to lipopolysaccharide; immune response; cytokine-mediated signaling pathway. The record is from RefSeq and is a predicted model, not a curated record. The transcript has 8 exons. The coding region runs from base 136 to 1359 and encodes 407 amino acids. Lineage: Eukaryota; Metazoa; Chordata; Actinopteri; Beloniformes; Adrianichthyidae. Gene Ontology annotation, molecular function: cytokine activity.